GAUGAAGUCACCGCUGCCUACAGCUUGGGCUUUUCUUUGGAUGGGAGAAAACUCUAUGCUGGAUACGAUAAAGUCAUACGAAUUUUCGACACAGAGUAUCCGGUACGAUCGUGCAAGACUAUCAAAACAUUCGAUUCCAAAAGGAAAGAGGGACAGAGCGGGAUUAUCUCUUGUUUUGCCGUCAGUCCGGACAAUAACGGCUUUUUCGUUGCUGGUUCCUACAGCAGACACAUUGGGAUCUACGACACGAGCUGCGACAGGCUCGUCUGUCUCAUGCAAGGUCAGCGUGGGGGGAUCACCCACGUCAUGUUCUCGCCCGACGGGACCAAACUUUACAGCGGUGGGCGCAAGGACGCUGAGAUCUUGUGCUGGGACAUGAGAAACACAGGAAAGAUUCUCUUCUCCGUUCUCCGAGAUGUGAAGACUAACCAGCGGAUGUACUUUGACCUGUCACAGUCCGGACGCUAUCUGACCACCGGCAACCACGACGGGAGUGUGGCCUUCUGGGACACCCUGCUGCCGGGGGAGGAGGUCAACGGGGAAGUUUUCCUCAAGCCGUGCUCGCAGUUCCAAGCUCAUGAAGACUGUGUCAAUGGUGUCAGUUUGAACCACCAGCAUGGCAUUCUGGCCACAGCCUCGGGGCAGAGACACUUCAAUAACUUCCAGAACUACGACAGUGACGAGACUGAUGACGAGAUGGACGCGGAGGAGGUGCGCGACUUUUCUCUCAAACUGUGGUCACUUUCUGCUUCUUCCCAGUCGUAGAAACAGUGAAUGUUGUUGUCCAGUUGAUUCAAAUUUCAGAAACAAGUUUCAAAACCACACACACAUGCAUGAACUAAUUUCUACUGUUCUAGCUUAACCACUAGAGGCCAAAAUGUCUCUCAAGUGGUUUCAUAUGUGUGUCAAGACGCGAUGGAAUCAGGUACUACUCUACUUUUGGGCAUGUGGGGUCAUUGGUUGUAUCUUAAAGCUUGUUCAUUUGCCUUGCUUUCAAUGCAA
Messenger RNA from Aplysia californica (California sea hare), 1002 nucleotides. Its product is annotated as telomerase Cajal body protein 1. Gene Ontology annotation, molecular function: protein binding; RNA binding. Gene Ontology annotation, biological process: Cajal body organization. NCBI's taxonomy places the organism in Eukaryota, Metazoa, Mollusca, Gastropoda, Aplysiida, Aplysiidae. The record is from RefSeq and is a predicted model, not a curated record. Gene Ontology annotation, cellular component: Cajal body.